CCUACGGCACAUGCAUUGGAGCCCAACCUGCUUACAAUUCCAUUGCCAUGUCAUCCGCAUACCAUCCGUAGACAGACGGACAGACCGAGCGUCUCAACCAAAUUGUAGAGCAACUACUCCGCGCAGCCUGCAAGGACGAAAUCUUCAAGUGGGACUUGCAUCUGCCCGUCCUGAAGUUUGCCUACAAGAAUGCUACUCACGCCGCUACUGGACAGACGCCAUAUUUCCUCUGUUAUGGACGCCACCCGAUCGCCACCGCACAGACCACACCAUCACCUGUGGAAGCUGAAUCGACCAGUCUGCGGGUUGAAGCAGG
This is a messenger RNA of Closterium sp. NIES-67, 316 nucleotides long. NCBI's taxonomy places the organism in Eukaryota, Viridiplantae, Streptophyta, Zygnematophyceae, Desmidiales, Closteriaceae. The record is from the annotation of a GenBank genome assembly.